AUGAGCCUGAACAUGGCUGCCGGACGCGACAAGGUUAUUCAUCCGGGUGAAAGAAAUCGGCUGAAUGAGUAUAUGCGCCAUGACCAGGAUAUCAGCCACGAGAAUCUCCGGUCAUCCAGAGACUAUAUCUGCAUCCUUGUACGUCGGAAAAAGUACGUGAUUCAUCUGGGCACUCACGCGCUAGCCGCUGAACUCGAAGUCCAAAUCGUCUGCCCAGCAGGAUCACCAUUGCCGAAUUAA
Messenger RNA from Penicillium bovifimosum, 240 nucleotides. RefSeq lists its product as uncharacterized. The record is from RefSeq and is a predicted model, not a curated record. Lineage: Eukaryota; Fungi; Ascomycota; Eurotiomycetes; Eurotiales; Aspergillaceae. The transcript has a single exon. The coding region runs from base 1 to 240 and encodes 79 amino acids.